This is a messenger RNA of Bradysia coprophila, 2289 nucleotides long. RefSeq lists its product as uncharacterized. Lineage: Eukaryota; Metazoa; Arthropoda; Insecta; Diptera; Sciaridae. The record is from RefSeq and is a predicted model, not a curated record.
AUGGAAACGUAUCAAAAAUUAUUGGAAAAACAUCCGACCAGCGCCAUUCCAAUCGACAUCGAAGAACAACCAGCUCUCGACAUCCAGCCAGUGUCGGUAACGGAAACGAUGAAAGCCAUCAUGGGAUUCGCCGCUGGCAGCUCGGGAGGUAUGGAUGGAAUUAGGCCACAGCAUAUGAAGGACAUCGUGGGAAAGGAGACCGGCGAUCACGGUGUUAAGUUCUUGGAGAGUCUAAGCAGUUUCGGCGAUUUUUGUCUGGCCGGGUCAGUUCCAGAUUACGUGACUCAUUUCUUAUAUGGAGCCACACUGUGCGGUUUGAACAAGAAGGACAACAACAUUAGACCGAUUGCAAUCGGGAAUACGAUUAGAAGGCUAGUAGCGAGAAUCGGAAGUUCUAGGAUUGCCGACCGAACGGGAGAACAGUUACGCCCCAAACAACUAGGUUUCGGUACCCGCGGAGGCGCGGAAGCUGGAGUACACGCUGCGAGGCAUUUCGUGAACUACAGACACCAAUCGACUAAAAUCUUCGUCAAACUUGACUAUAAGAAUGCGUACAACGAAAUGGAGCGCCAGCCCAUGCUGCAAGCAGUUAAAGCAAAUUGUCCGGACAUCUACUUGUUCAUGAAACAGUGCUACGGCCUGCCAACCUGGCUAUCAUUCGGCGAUUUCACCAUGCUCUCCCAAAGAGGCUGUCAACAAGGAGAUCCGUGCGGCCCGGCGGCUUUUUGCAUGGGAAUACACCACAUGGUCAACUGUUUGGAAUCGGAAUUCAACAUUUGGUAUAUCGACGACGGAACGAUUGGAGGUGAACCAGAUGUAGUGAUCAACGACUUGGAAACUAUCAUAGCAAAAUCAUCCGAGGUUGGACUGGAACUAAAUUUCGGCAAGUGCGAGAUCAAAAUACUGGGAGUCGUCCGUCCGGAAGAACGAGCCCACAUUCUGCAAAAAAUCAACCAAGUCGCUCCAGGUAUCGUGGAACGUCAAGACGACAUUGAACUGCUGGGCUCACCAUUGACAUUGUCGGGAAUCAAAUCAGCAAUUAAUAAGAAACUGCGCAAAUUGAAAAUCAUGGUUGGCCGAAUGGACAAAUUGAAUGCGCAUCACUCCUACUGCCUGCUCCGAAGUUCACUGUCAAUUCCUCAAUUAAGCUACCUGCUUCGAACCACACCUUGUUGGAAUGCUAUGGACGAACUAGAAGAAUACGAUCGGGUACUGAAGGAUGCAAUGGAAAGUAUCGUGAAUUGCCGCUUCACAGAAAAUUCAUGGAACGAAGCCACUUUGCCAGUCAAGUUGGGUGGAUUGGGACUAAGAAACGCCACAAACCUCUGCUACUCCAGUUUUUUGGGCUCAAUUCAUUCAUUCGCCGGUAUGGUACGCAACAUCGUUCCUUCUUUCUCAUUGGAAGCUGAUCCGUCAACACUCGAAGCUUUGGAUGCAUGGUCGUCACUAGCCUUGCAAGAAAUCCCGGACGCUUCAGAACAAAAGUUCCAGCACGUGUGGGAUUUGGCUUUGUGUACUAAACUGCAACGAGACAUUUCCGAACAGUCAACAAGCAUAACAUCAAAGGCUCGAUUGCUAGCAAACAAUAACAAGGAGACAGGUGCCUGGCUGAACGCAUUUCCAUUCGCUUCAUUGGGCACACUACUGGACAACCAAUCGUUUCGGAUCGCCGUUUCACUUCGUCUAGGGCUCCCAUUGUGCGUCCCACACACAUGUAUCUGCGGCAAGGAGGUUGAUGAAUUGGGCCUUCACGGAUUAUGUUGUAAAAACAGUGCUGGCCGGUGGGCAAGACACGCAAUCGCCAACGACUUGUUAAAACGGUCUCUCGUGACCAGCAAAAUCCCAGCCCUCCUGGAACCAACAGGAUGCAACAGGUCGGAUGGAAAGAAACCGGACGGGCUUACCUUGGUCCCGUGGCAAAAUGGAAAGCCCUUGGUUUGGGAUUUCACGUGUGCCGACACCCUAGCACCAUCAUAUGUCAAAGGUAACUCACGGACGGCUGGUUUCGCUGCUCGAACACGAGAGGCUUACAAACUACGGCUGUAUAGGAAUCUAACUCCCACAUAUCACGUCGUGCCAAUUUGCAUCGAAACUCUGGGAACCAUCGGUGAGAGAGGCUUGAAGCUUAUCCGACGCAUUGGGGAACUGCUACAAAAUGUUACAGGUGAGAAACGAUCAACUAGUUUUCUAAUCCAACGCCUCAGUAUUGCCAUCCAGAGAGGAAACGCAGCAGCUGUUCUAGGCACGAUACCAUCGGAUACCAAUCUUGAAGAGAUCUACUACCUCUGA